AUGCGCUGGUACUCCAUUAGUCAGGAGCUAGGCUGGGGCAUUCUGACCCUGAUACCACACGACGAGAUUGCGAAUCGCUGGAUAGAACGCACCCUCCGUGUAGGCCAGCUGCAUGUCUGGAUUAAGCUACUUAAGAAGGAGUGUCUAGACAUUUGUGCAGCUAGCAAGGCACUUGAGAACUGGUUAGGGCCAGAGGGAAUUGCUGGCGGGCCCAUCAACGAGAAGAAAACGCUGAGCAUUGAGGCGGAGGCGCCAGCAACCAUCUACGAGGUGGAAGAGAUUCAAGACAGCAAAGACAACGAAACUGACAACAGCGUUAACGACAGCACCAGAGAGCAAAGUUAUGCUUCGCCGAAGAGUCCUACGCCAGCUCCGCGGUUGCGUCAGCUAACUUUGCUUAAAUUGUUCCAUCCUGUAGAGUAG
Molecule: messenger RNA, 423 nt
Organism: Ascochyta rabiei
Lineage: Eukaryota; Fungi; Ascomycota; Dothideomycetes; Pleosporales; Didymellaceae
Exons: 1
Coding region: 1-423 (140 amino acids)
Source: RefSeq, a predicted model, not a curated record